CCCAACUCUAUCAAGCUCUUCCGAUUGCUAUCACUUCCCAAUCCAAUAAGAAUCCCAUUCCCGAAUCAUGGACUCUCCACACCAUGAUUAUACCGCUUCUCCCACUAAGAGGCGCAAACCAAAUCCGUCGCGAGAGAUCGGCGUCAUGAGGAAACCCUCUGUCGAGAAUGGCUCCGCCACAUUCCUAGGCAGCUCAAGCGGCAUCCAUUUCACCCGCAUAGUCUACAACGCUUUUGCCCGUCGUUCGGCACACUUGAGCCAGUCGCAAAAAGCGCAAGAGAAUCUAGUUCCCGGCGAAGAUGACCAAUUGCUCCAGAGCCCAGGCUAUGAGGCGCAGGCUGUUAGGAAUGAGCUGUGGGCACCGCAUGAGCUGGAUCACCGAUCUCGGAUGGGGUCGUUUGAACAGCUGGCUCAAUGGACGCGAAGCUACUUUGAGUGCUGGCAUCCGAUAUUUCCGUUCCUUUCUGGUCCGGGAUUCCUGGAGCUGUUGGAACGGAUUAGCCGGGGCGGGUUGGACGGCGUCAAGACUACGGAUGCCAUUCUCAUUCGAUCCAUUGUGUCAAUUUCUCUCUUGGAUGGUCGUCAAGCGAAUUCUGCGAGGAGAAUUCCUGUGCCCGCAAAGCUGGUCUUUCGCACAGUAGGUCAGGCAAUGGAAAGUUUGCAUACGCUCUUCUGUGACCCGCCCACGAUAAAUAUCCUACAGGCGGCUUUCAGCGUCGCAUUGUUCCUCGCGUCGCUGCUGCGACUGAAUGCUGCAUCGCGAAUUGGGGGAGUUAUCACCCGCACCGCGUUCCACCUUGGACUACAUCGAUGCCCGUCGCGGUUCCCCUGCUUCAGUCCAGAAGAAGCUGCACUUCGACAGCGGCUGUUCUGGUCGAUCUACUGCCUAGAAAGGUAUCUAUCUCAAUCCCUGGGUAUCCCACUCAGUAUCCGAGACGACGACAUCGACGUGUGCUACCCAGGGAUAGAAAGACACGGUCAAGGGACACACGAUCCAAACCUCCGCUUGCUCACUCAUCUCGCCAAAUUUGCCCGCGUCAGGGGUCUCGUCGUCGAACUCCGCAAUAAAUCCAUCCUACAUAGCCAAGAAACCUCGAACAGCGCAACCCAAGUAAACGGGGAGCUCGCCCACUGGUGGAACGAAGUCUACGACGAUGUUUACCCAGUGGAAGAGGGACCCGGGGUAUCGCCCCUUCAUCGUCUGCUACUGACUGUCUUCCGUCAUGAAUCUAUCAUCUCCAUGAACAGACCACUUCUGGCGGCUGAGCAAUCAUCGCCGGAGUAUAAAACCGCGCUACAGAUAUGUAUCGAGUCAUCCAGGUCGCUGAUUACUGCUCUCAGAGGUUACGUGCUGCCCAACGGUCAGGGAACGGUGCCGCUGGUGUGGCCAUCAUUCACAUGGGCCGUCUGGAUGAGCUGUUUGAUCCUGGUAUACGCAGCAUGGGAAGGGGGAUUUCCCGCGUUAUCCGCCUCACGAUACGCUAAAACAGGCCUCUCUAUCCUCCAAAACCUAUCCUUGAGAGGAAGCACCUGGCCCCAGACUUGCAUCGAGGCCAUUCGUGAUCUAGAAUCUGCAUUAUCCAACCCACUCCCAACACCUCCAACCCCAGACCGACCAACCAGUCCAGGUCCUGUAGACGACAAAGCCCCGGACUACCCCACUAACAUCCCCGAAGACCCCAGACCAGCUCCACAGUACAAUUCUUCAGUAGUCUUUGGAGACUCGUCGAUCAAAAAUUUCCCCUUGACUUACCCCUUCCUGGAUACCGGAGAUUUCGAGUCCGGGUGGAACGACCUCUGGACGGUGGCGGAUGGGCCCUGGUUAAUUGAGAACUUCGACCAAAGCCCUGGAUUUCACAUUUAGCCACGUCAUAACUUGUACGCGACAGGGACGCAAAGUUUUGAUUGAAACCAAUACCGAAAGUCAUUCCUCCCCCCCGACUUUCCCCAUUUACUCCGGAGUACUUCGUAUGAGGGGAGAAAAGAAAACUCCGGAUAAAUGGCAAAAUAGACGAGGCGUGAGUGGUGAGGCGGAC
This is a messenger RNA of Aspergillus alliaceus, 2036 nucleotides long. Its product is annotated as CeGAL family transcription factor. Lineage: Eukaryota; Fungi; Ascomycota; Eurotiomycetes; Eurotiales; Aspergillaceae. The transcript is spliced from 3 exons. Gene Ontology annotation, molecular function: zinc ion binding; DNA binding. Gene Ontology annotation, biological process: DNA-templated transcription. The record is from RefSeq and is a predicted model, not a curated record. The coding region runs from base 68 to 1864 and encodes 598 amino acids.